Cladocopium goreaui is the source of this 3670-nucleotide messenger RNA. The record is from the annotation of a GenBank genome assembly. Lineage: Eukaryota; Dinophyceae; Suessiales; Symbiodiniaceae.
GACUGCUUUCAUAUUUGACUCCCGCAUUGCAGCAUGAUUCCCAACUGCUGUGCACCUUCUUUCAUGCCAGAUGGGAGACAAAACCGGAGAAGGCACUGUGACACUGAGGGUUUCAAAGGCCCAGGCACAGCUUUCAAUGCUUCCUGCCCAAGGAGAAGUGGCACGCUGGAUUGCUUGGCCCGCUGGCAUGCUGGCCCGCUGGCAAACGGAGAACAUGCUCCUGGUUCAAGGCUUUCUUCUUUUUCUGGACCUCAACAAGCCGUUCAAAGUGACGUACUCGUUGAGUGUGUCAUCCAUCACUUCUGUAGACCUUGCAGACGAAAAUGAGGUGGCGGCGCCGUGCCUUUCGAUUCAGAUCAUUGUGGGCGGACGACAAGAGGCAGUGCAUUUGCACUUGGCUGAUGGGCCAAUGGCCACAUCUUGGCUAAGACGACUUGAGGUGGCGAUGGAAGUGACAAAGUUCACCCAGACCUACUUACCCUUGAGCAUGCUGUCAAAAACCUUGGAGGCAUGGCAGCUGUGCAAUGCUUCGAGCUGUGCCAUGGCAGACAGCCAGAGGCAGCAAGACUGGAGUGACCUGUGUUCCUAUGUGCGGACUUGUGCAGUGCAAGCUUGGUUGAUGAGAAGGGUGUCCUGCCGCCUGAAUGGAUUCCUUCAUCGCAUUUGUCGUUUGAGUGACCGAAGAGGAGCCUCCGUCGUGCUGGCCUCUUUGGGUGCACUACACCUUGCUCGCAUGCGGCUCUGGCAGCGUCGUGUUUUGCAGGCAUUUCGAGCAUUGCAGCGCAAGGAGAAAGGCCUGUCAGCCUUACAGCUCUGUCGCUGGGAACGAGAUUUCAUGAAGUCCCUACUCCAUUGCUGGUUCCGAGCAGUGGAACACAAUCCAGUGCAAGGCGAGGAUGCUGUGCGCAGAUCGCGGCAUUUGUCUUGGGAGAUUCCAUUGGCUGCUGCCGCUUUCCACGCCUGGUUUCGGGCUUCUGCGGCAGCUGUUUUGGAUCGCAAACAGGCUGACCUGGAUGUUCAGCUUGAGAAGAAUGUAGCACUUUUGGAGGAUUGUCAAGAAGUCCCAGUGGAGAUGGCACUUCGAAGAAUGAUCCGAGCAGUUUUGAGAGCCCAAAGCCGGCUUCAGGUGCAUGCGUACUUGGCGCUGCGCGGAUUGAAAAGAAGACAGAAUGACAAUUAUUUUGACAAGCGAGUCUUUGGGGACUUUGGGGUUCACUCAAUUGAGAACGGUCAAGGCGCUAUCGUGAACCCUGAGGCGUUCCUUUUCACUGCAGUCCACGCUGAUUUUGACGCACUUUUGGUAGACGAUUGCAUUGAUGAGGCUCAUGCAUCUGAGCUUGAGCUGGUGAAAGAAUGCCAAGUGGAACUCCGCCAAUUGAGAGGUGUUCGAAGUGCGAAGGAACUACCUGACAAGCAAGAGCCAGAGACUGCUGUACCUGAAAAUGAGGCAACACCAGCUGCGGCUACACCGGAGUCUCCGGCUACACAGACUGAAACUGCGCCUGUUGUUGAGGCCAAGGCAACUUGCACCUCCUUGGAGAACCAUGGUUCGUUUUCCUCUGCGAAGGUGGGCAUCGGCACCCCGCCUCAAUACUUCGAGCUUGUCGCAGACACAGGCAGCGACAACGUGAUUGUGCAGUCGUGCAUUUGUAAGGAGCAGCGAUUCUGCCCACAAGAGUAUGGGAAAUGCUUCAGAGGCACGGGGAGAUCAUCAACCUUUCAUAUCGAGAUGGCCCACAACGAGGCCGGUGAGGAAGGCCUGAAGGGAUUUGUGAUGUCUUUUGGCAGCGGCGACAUCCUUGUGGUGAAGAGCUCCGACAAGGUCGAGGUUGGUGAUGCCAACGCCUUUAUGAACCAAAGCCUGCUGUUGAUGGUGAAGCAGGACCUGAAGAUCCGUGGUCAGUUUGAGGGGAUCCUGGGCCUUGGAAGGCCUCAUCGCGGUGACAAUGCUUCGAAGAUGGUUCCAGGCUUCAUGAAAUUGGCAGGCAUUGAGCGAUUUUCAAUGUGCUUCAACGAUGAAGGUCCAGGCGUCCUGGGUCUCAACGAGCCCCGCAUUAAGGAAUCUCUGCAGUCUGUGGGUACGGUACACUGGGGCCUCGACUUCAGAGGAAUUGCAGUCGGAGAGAAUGCAGAGCCACUUAGCUUUUGCCAGGAGAAGAAACCUGACAUGGACACUGCUUGCGGACUGAUCCCUGAUUCAGGAACCACUUUGAUCACUGGUCCUCAACAGGAUAUCGAGAAGCUGUACGAGGGCAUUUGUCUCCAGUGGCCCAGGUGCAAAGACAUGCACAAGGCGCUGCAAGCACAGCUGCAGAGCGCAAGGAGCAAAGGAGCGCAGCGCAAUGUUAUUGUUGGGCGCAUGAGAGCGAUGUUGCAGGCUGGAUCGGCUGAUAUCAUCCAUGUCUAUCAUGACGAUGAACCAGAGUACUACGACGAUUACGAUCUAGGCGGAGGUCCAGACAACAGUGAUGAAGAGUAUGAGAUUGCUCCCGAGUAUGAUGAGGCUCUUGAGGCUGCUCCAGAGUAUGACGAAAAUUUCGAGGCUGCUCCCGACUACUAUGAAGACCUUGAGGCUGCUCCCUAUGACGGCUCUGGUCCAUAUGAUGUAGGAGGUCCCGGCCCACCAGACUACCAGAAAGGAAUUGUGGUUAGUGGCGCCUACGAUGGGCCUGGUCCAGCAUACUUACCAGGUCCUCAAGGACCUGGUGGCCCUGAACCCAUGUACCCCAAGCCUGACGAGUAUUCGGGACCUGGACCACAGGCUCCUGAACCGGAAGAAUAUGCACCGGAAGGACCUGAAACAGAGGGCCCUGGUCCAGGAUACGAAGCGCCUGAAAACGAAGAGCCAGAGCCGGCAGAUGAUGUGGGACCUGGUCCUUCCUAUGGUGGUGAUUUGAGAGUAGGCUACGAUAAAACUCUGGACAUUGGCCCAGACGAGGUUGAAGUAGAGGAGGUUGAAGGCGAGGCUGAGCCGAUGGAGCCCACGGAGCCCAUGGAGCCUGAAAGCGAAGCUCCUGAAGAAGCUGGUGCUACGGUGGAGAUUCCUGACGCUGGUGGAGUGCCAGACAGUCAAAUCCCCACUGAUUCUGAGGAGCCAGAGUCAUCCGCGGCUCAGCCAGGUUUGCCAGAAGAAAUUUCCCUGGCUUCAACCUUUGUGCUGCUGAUGAAGCAUUGCUACACUUGGCUAGGCAACUCCACGGACCUCAACACCGAGAUGCCAGACUUGAGCUUUAAAGUCGCUGGCAUGGCUGGAGGGAAAGAAACACUCAAGCUGGACCCCAACUCGUACACCUUCCUUACAACCGUUCCAAUUAUCCACAAGGAGGUGGAGUACUUCCUGGGAUACUUGCCAGUGGAGGUUAUCACUGUGAGGAAUGAGCAGGUGUGUUUGCCUGCUUUCAGCAGCAUGAACUAUACCACCCCGAAGAAUGGUCCAGUGUGGAUCAUGGGAACUCCCCUUUUCUACUCCUACAAAGUUCAGUAUGAUCGAGAACCAGAGCCCCCAACCAUGAGCUUUGGGAAAGGCUGUGGCACAUGUCACGAUGGCAAAGAGACGCCGCCAUCCACAAGGAGUGCUGAGCUUAUCCAACAAACAACUGGCGUUGGGCGACUCCGAACGUUGAAGACGCCACCAGUGGCACGGAAGAUCGAUCCCAAGAUGCCCCUUUGA